Messenger RNA from Mandrillus leucophaeus (drill), 1046 nucleotides. RefSeq names its product ATP-dependent Clp protease ATP-binding subunit clpX-like, mitochondrial. Gene Ontology annotation, cellular component: mitochondrial matrix. The transcript has a single exon. Bases 206 to 847 code for a protein of 213 amino acids. The record is from RefSeq and is a predicted model, not a curated record. Gene Ontology annotation, biological process: proteolysis; protein catabolic process. NCBI's taxonomy places the organism in Eukaryota, Metazoa, Chordata, Mammalia, Primates, Cercopithecidae. Gene Ontology annotation, molecular function: zinc ion binding; ATP hydrolysis activity; protein dimerization activity.
GCCGGGUUGGGUGUCUACUCUGGUGAGUAGAGGGCUGUGGGGCACAGAAGCGCGAAGGCCUGGCUGCCGGGCAGGUGAACUCUGCACGGGGUGUGGGGCCCGCGGAAGGGUUCGGAACCGAGUCAGCGAGCCUUGCGAGCAGGAUUCGCACCGCAGAGACCCGGAGGUCCUCAGGGGGCGAAGCCCUGGCCUAGGCCCCGCGGAAAUGCCCAGCUGCGGUGCUUGUACUUGCGGCGCAGCUGCCGCCCGGCUCGUCACCUCCUCACUCGCCUCCGCGCAGAGAGGUAUUUCUGGUGGUCGCAUUCAUAUACCAGUUUUAGGAAGGCUUGGGACAUUUGAAACUCAGAUUCUGCGAAGAGCUCCUCUUAGAUCUUUUACAGAAACACCAGCAUACUUUGCCUCAAAAGAUGGGAUAAGUAAAGAUGGUUCUGGAAAUGGAAAUAAGAAAUCAGCAAGUGAGGGAAGUAGUAAGGAAUCAGGCCCUGGGAAUUCUGGGAAAGGCGGAAACCAGCUGCGCUGUGCUAAAUGUGGCGACUUGUGCACACAUAUAGAGACCUUUGUGUCAUCCACCCGUUUUGUCAAGUGUGAAAAAUGUCAUCAUUUUUUUGUUGUGCUAUCUGAAGCAGACUCAAAGAAAAGCAUAAUUAAAGAAACUGCAUCAGCAGCAGAAGCUGUAAAAUUGGCAUUCCAACAGAAACCACCACCUCCCCCUAAGAAGAUUUAUAACUACCUCGACAAGUAUGUUGUUGGCCAGUCAUUUGCUAAGAAGGUGCUUUCAGUUGCUGUGUACAAUCACAUUGUGGUGGUUCGAUUGCAUAGGUUCCAUAUGUAUUAUGGGAAUACAUAAUAAUAUCCCAGCUAAUCUGAGACAGCAAGCAGAGGUUGAGAAGCAGACAUCAUUAACACCAAGAGAGUUAGAAGUAAGAAGACGGGAGGAUGAGUACAGAUUUACAAAAUUACUUCAGAUUGCUGGAAUGAGCCCACAUGGUAAUGCUUUAGGAGCAUCAAUGCAGCAACAGGUAAAUCAACAGAUACCUCAGGAAAAA